AUGUAUAGAAUAAUAUCCACGCCGGCGUCUACGUUCCGCCAGUUCCGGCGACUCCGAUCCCGACCCAAGUUAACAACAGCGACAGAGGAGGAGCACGCUUUUCAGAUCCUAUGGCGGCACCAGAUACUGGACCCCGACAGCGACAUCGUGACGUAUUGGAACAGGGUGUUCCUCGUGACAAGCCUACUCGCCCUCUUCAUCGACCCUCUAUACUUCUUCCUCCCCACCGUGGGUGGCCCCGCCUGCUUGGAGGCCGACCCCAAACUCAGUAUCAUCGUCACCAUCCUCCGCUCCUUCGCUGACCUCUUCUACGUCCUCCACAUGCUCAUGAAGUUCCGCACCGCCUUCGUCGCCCCCAACUCUAGAAUCUUCGGCCGCGGCGACCUCGUCAUGGACUCCCACGAAAUCGCCAUGCGCUACCUCAAGUCUGACUUCGUCAUUGACCUCGCUGCCACCAUCCCUCUCCCCCAGAUUGUGAUUUGGUUGGUGAUUCCAGCGAGCACCAACGCAAGAACUGACCAUGCCAACAACACUCUUGCUCUUUUUGUACUUAUUCAAUAUGUUCCUAGGUUGUUUCUUAUCUUUCCUUUGAACCGGCGUAUUCAGAAAACCACUGGCGUUAUCGCCAAGACUCCAUGGAUUGGAGCCGCAUACAAUCUUGUUCUCUACUUGUUAGCCAGCCAUGUUACAGGAGCGACUUGGUAUCUAUCGUCAAUAGGGAGGCAGUUUAACUGCUGGAAAGCGCAGUGCAAUAUGGAGAACAAAUCACAUACCCUCUCUUGCUUUUCAAGUUAUCUUGAUUGCAAUAGUCUGGACCACCCUGAUAGGCAAUACUGGCUAAACAUCACCCGUGUAAUCACCAGAUGCGACGCAAAGAGCAAAAUCAACAUCAAAUAUAAAUUUGGGAUGUUCGCAGAGGCUUUCCUGAAUGAUGUUGUCGUUUCCAAAUUUAAGGAAAGAUACUUCUAUUGUCUUUGGUGGGGUUUGAGAAAUCUUAGCUCAUACGGACAGAAUUUGGACACCACCACAUAUCUUCCAGAGACAUUAUUUUGCAUCUUCUUAUGCAUUUUUGGAUUGGUUCUCUUUUCACUUUUGAUUGGAAACAUGGAGACGUACUUGUCAUCAAUGACAGUUAGACUAGAAGAAUGGAGGAUUCGGAAGAGAGACACUGAGGAGUGGAUGAGGCAUCGCCAGUUACCACCACAUUUGCAGGAACGCGUUCGCCGUUUUGUUCAAUAUAAAUGGCUUGCAACAAGAGGAGUUAAUGAAGAAGAGAUACUGCAAUCUUUACCUUUGGAUCUUCGUCGAUCAAUUCAACAUCACUUGUGUCUUUCUCUUGUGCGGCGUGUCCCCUUCUUCUCCCAAAUGGACGAUCAACUUCUUGAUGCUAUUUGUGAACGCCUUGCGUCAUCACUAAGCACUGAAGGGACCUACAUAUUUCGAGAGGGUGAUCCAGUGGAUGAAAUGCUGUUUAUCAUCAGAGGGCAAUUGGAGAGCUCCACGACCAAUGGAGGAAGGUCUGGAUUCUUCAAUUGCAUCAAACUCCGGCCUGGUGACUUUUGCGGAGAGGAAUUACUGACAUGGGCCCUAAUGCCAAACUCAACCCUCAACCUUCCUUCUUCUACUCGUACUGUCAAAGCUCUUUCUGAAGUUGAAGCUUUUUCACUACAAGCAGAGGAUCUGAAAUUUGUGGCAUGUCAGUUCAAGCGCCUUCACAGUAAGAAACUUCAGCAUGCCUUUAGGUAUUAUUCCCAUCAAUGGAGGACAUGGGGUGCUUGCUUCAUACAAGCUGCUUGGAGACGAUUUCAGAAAAGAAAGGCAACAAGGGAGUUAUCCCUGAGAGAGGGUCUCUACUACCUGCCUGAGACGGAUGGAAAUGAACAUUUUGAGGACCUUCAAAUCGGAGAAUCCUCAGGGAAUGUGAAAAAGAUUCAGAAUCUUGGUGCAACUGUCUUGGCCUCAAAGUUUGCUGCCAAUACAAGAAAAGGGACCCAUAAGCUAGCAGAUCCUGUGCCCAAAUUGUUCAAGCCAUCUGAACCUGAUUUUUCUCAACCAUGA
Molecule: messenger RNA, 2058 nt
Organism: Sphenostylis stenocarpa
Lineage: Eukaryota; Viridiplantae; Streptophyta; Magnoliopsida; Fabales; Fabaceae
Source: the annotation of a GenBank genome assembly